AUGAGCGGUCUCGAAGUCGCUGGAGUUGUUCUUGGUGCUCUUCCCCUUAUUAUCUCUGGCCUCGAACACUGGCGCAAAGUUGCCGAGAUUGGAGGCUUCUUUUGGCGGAUCCGGAAGGAAUAUACGAAAUGCAAGAACGACGUCAAAUACCACGAUAUCAUGUACAGACGGAACUUGAAGGCGCUUCUCCUUCCGCUUAUUAAUGAGCCGAAGGAGGUGGAGUAUCUGAUUCGGACGCCAGGAGGAAAAGGCUGGACUGACAAGGUCAUGCAAGAACGUCUUGAGGAGCGACUCAAGGAUUCAUACGAUUUGUACCUGGACAUCAUCCACGACUUGAACGAAACAGCGCAGGCUUUAAGAAAAGAAUUGUCUUUCAAUGAUACCUCCAUCCAGGACAAACUCACCAUACCUCCAACGAAAAGCCAACAACGCCCGCCAAGUCCGUUGCCAUCGGGCACACAGACUAAGUCGCUCGUAAGAGCAAAGUGGGAUUACGAAAAGUUUCGCAUGAGAUUCAGUCUCAAUGAGUCUGUUCGCACUGGGCUGGUGCAACAGCUGGAGAAAUGCAACGAACGCUUGCGCCAGCUUCUUACUACAAGCGACGAAAUCUCUGCCCUUGCAGAGUCUGGCCCGGUGAAUAAGCAAAAAAACCUGGCAUUGGAAGACGCUUUGAAAAAGUCUCGCAGGAGAUGCAAACUGUUGUUCAUGGCCAUCCAAGGGGCAUGGCAAUGUUUAUGCCAACCCUGUCAUUACGCACAUCUCCGGCUUGAACACCGUACGCGACCUGACACCUCUUUCGAGCUUAUUCUGACAUAUGCCAUGGAUCCAUCAGUAAGACCAACUUCGUGGUCAUGGCGAGAGCUGCAAUGUGGACCAGCAUUGGAGUGUUGUGGUCGACGAAUUGCCAAUAUGGCUAAGAAUGAAGUGCCGGUCGUUACGCUGACAGAUCCGCCGCCUUCAGCAAUAGCGAAGAAGUCAAAAACUGUUACCUUCGCGCCACUGAAUUCAAAUUCACCAAUCAGAGAAGGCCUGAACAUGAAGCGAAACAUUGAGCUAUGCCAAACGUUAGGAAGCACGAACUGCUCGAAAUGCUUAGGCAUUCUAAGUAAAGAUGACGAAGAAUACCAUGUGCAUUCGAGCAGGAAGCGCAAAAGGCCUAGCAUGGGGAUAUCACCGUCACUCGACAGCGUCAUCGCUGACAGAUCUUUGAGCCGGCGUGAGCGUUACUCUGUUGCAUUGCUACUCGCUUCUUCAGUCGCUCAGCUUCAGGAGACCCCAUGGCUCGACACCAGACUGAAAAAAGAGGAUAUUCUUUUCCAUCCUUACGAAGACGAUGGAUCCAAUUCCCCAAUCCACGAGCUGUUCAUACGUCAAGGCUUUUCACAGCCUGACCCAAAUUCAAGAACCAACAAGGACGACUGCAACUUCUAUUCACUUGGUAUCCUGCUUUUGGAGCUUUGUUUCGCGCAGCGCUUGGAGGACCAUCCCUAUCGAAAAGCCUAUCCUGCUGCGACUGGAGAAACAAAGGAAGCUUUCGAUCUUGUGGCCGCACUCAGAUGGUCACAUGACGUACGCGACGAAGGCGGACAUGAAUACGCUUCUGCUGUGAGCUGGUGUUUCACUACGGCAAGAGAUCCAACUCAGGUAUGGCAGAGCGCAAUCAUCAAGAAUGUGAUCAGGCCCUUGGAACUAUGUCAAGAACACUUCAAGACAGCAACUGUUGAUGGAUAG
Molecule: messenger RNA, 1731 nt
Organism: Macroventuria anomochaeta
Lineage: Eukaryota; Fungi; Ascomycota; Dothideomycetes; Pleosporales; Didymellaceae
Exons: 1
Coding region: 1-1731 (576 amino acids)
Source: RefSeq, a predicted model, not a curated record